This is a messenger RNA of Aspergillus mulundensis, 1446 nucleotides long. Its product is annotated as isoaspartyl peptidase/L-asparaginase. The transcript has a single exon. The record is from RefSeq and is a predicted model, not a curated record. Gene Ontology annotation, molecular function: hydrolase activity. Lineage: Eukaryota; Fungi; Ascomycota; Eurotiomycetes; Eurotiales; Aspergillaceae. The coding region runs from base 1 to 1446 and encodes 481 amino acids.
AUGAUGACGCCCAACCCAAUUUUCAAACCGACACUUAUCCUCCACGGCGGCGCGGGCGCCAUCCACCGCUCAACCCUCCCUCCAGACCUUUGGGCGAAAUACCAAGCUUCUCUCCUUGCCUACCUACGCUCUACAAAACACCUCCUCGACAACGGCGCCCGCGCCCUCGAUGCCGCCGUCCACGCCGUCUCGCUAAUGGAAGACGAUGAGCUCUUCAACUGCGGCCGCGGCAGCGUCUUCACCUCGGCGGGCACAAUCGAAAUGGAAGCCUCGGUCAUGGUGACAUCGGUUAGGGGCGAGGAUACCGUGUCGGAUAAUAGUGAUACCAUGAAGCGCGGCGCGGGCGUUAUCGGCAUCAGGAACGUGCGGCAUCCCAUCCAGUUAGCGAGGGAGGUUCUUGCUCGCAGCGGGCAGGAUGAGAACGGGGGUCCGGUGGGCGGUGAUGAGGGUCGAGGCGGGAGCAUGCACUCGCAGCUUGCGGGCCCGUAUGUUGAGGGGCUUGCGAGAGAGUGGGGACUAGAGUUCAAGCCGGAUGAAUGGUUCUGGACACAGAAAAGGUGGGAGGAGCACCUUAGGGGAUUAGAGAAGAGUACAAAGACGCAGGGUGAAUUGAUGUCCGAGCCUGUGACGGGGUAUGGCUAUCCCAGUCAGGGGACUGUUGGGUGUGUCUGCCUCGACCAGUGGGGUGAUUUGGCUGUUGCGACGAGCACGGGCGGGUUGACGAAUAAGUUACCUGGCCGAGUUGGCGAUACACCUACGCUCGGGGCUGGAUUCUGGGCGGAGACCUGGGCGGUGGAAGGGAGUGAUGCUGGUCCGAGUUCGUUAUCGACGCGUCGGCAUGAAGGCAUGCAAUAUCUCUCGCAAACCGGGCAAGGGCCUUACCCUCGUACAUUUAUAGGCCCUAAAUCCAUCUGGCAGAUGACUCUCGCAGACUGCUGGCCCGCCCUGCCUCAUUUCCUGAAAGAGAGCCUUGCAUCCGAGUCCGACGCGGACCUGGACACGACGCACGCUCUCCUGAAGAAGUCGUUUAUCGACGAGAAGCCCAAGACCCUGCGCUCGCGGAAGAUACGACGAGCGGUGGCUGUAUCCGGAACCGGGAAUGGGGAUUCCUUCCUUCGCACGGCCGCCGCUCGAACAGCGUGCGCGAUGGUUCGGUUUUCCGAGAAACGCGUUAGUCUUGCCGAUGCUGUUACGGCCGUUGCGGGGGCUGAUGGCGAACUGCAGCGCAGCGCGGGCAGGCGAUGGGGAAAGACGGGUGAGGGACAGGGCGGUAUUAUUGGGAUCGAGGCUGAGAUCGAUGAUGGUGCUGCGGCCGGAUCGAGCCUGGGCCGUGGGAAGGUUAUUUAUGACUUCAAUUGUGGAGGGAUGUUUCGGGCUUGGGCUGAGGAGGGUGUAGAUGGGGAUGAUGUUGAGCAUGUUAUGGUGUUUAGAGAGCCAUACAUGUAG